GUGGGAUCUGUUAAUCACUGUAUAAAUUGAAACUUAGCUUUUGUUUUUAAUUUUAGUUCUCUUUACUGUUGUUCUUGUGCACUGAACAGUAAUUUCCAUCUGAAAUAGUUGUCUCUCUCCUGACACAGAAGUACCCUUCUCACAACCAUGGCAAAGAAAAUGCUUUCUGGAAGCUGCGUUUUUCUGCUCUUUCACUUUUGUGUCCUCAGCAACACAGUCACUUACAAAAUGAGGCUCUAUAAAACUUGACAAGAUGUAGCAUCAGUUUCUUACAGUUCCUGAAUAAUUAUGCAAGGGAAGGAGGAGGGGGUUACAGAGCGUUAAGAGCCGUAAAAGCACCAUGAGCGGCCCGCUGCUGUCGGAACGAGCGCAGACCGCCGCUUGCUGCCGCCGCCCCGCCCUCAGCGACUUCUGCCGCGGUUUCCCAGCGCUCCGCGCGGCGGCGCCCGACUUGGCCCAGCGCGGCCCCGGGGAGGAAGAGCGGAGCGGCCGCCUCCCGCCCUGGGCGUUCUCCGCGAUGCCACUGCUGAUUAACGGGGAGCGGAUUGAUCUGACUCGGCUCACGGGAGGCGUGAUCCGCACCCACCCGCACCUGGAGGAAAAGGCAAAACUUCUAAGAAGUCAGCCUACUCAAAUUGUGGAACCCAAAGGGCUUCUGUAUGUCCAGCAGAGAGAGUUUGCAGUGACCACCCCUAAUGAUGGUUCUGUGUCUAUUCUUGGGUCGGAUGAUGCAACUACCUGCCACUUAAUUGUGCUCCGACACACAGGCAGUGGAGCCACAUGCUUGACACACUGUGAUGGAUCAGACACAGAAGCGGAGGUGUCGCUCAUCAUGAGUUCAGUAAAAUCUUUCUCUAACACCACAGGUUAUGGAAGGCUGGAAGUGCACCUAGUUGGAGGUUUCAAUGAUGAUAGGCAGUUAUCACAAAAACUUACUAAUCAGCUUCUUAGAGCGUUUGAUCUCCAACCAGAUGAUGUUCAUUUAGUGACUUUCUGUGUAUCAGAACUAAAUGACAGAGAAGAGAAGGAUAUUCAUUUGCCAAUCAUUUAUGGAAUAGCUGUGAAUGUAAAAACAGCAGAGAUUUUCCCUGCAACUUUUCCAGAAAAAGGGCCAGAUGAGGAUUUGCGCUCAGCCCAUGUUUUAACAGGAGCAAGACUGACAAACAUUUAUGAUGCAAAGACUGAACAACUACACAUUGGACCUUAUUUCUGGAGGCCUUUCCCACAUGUGGAUUUCUGGUUAGAACAAGACGAUCAACAGAUUCUACAGAAUCUUUCCACAUCGCCUUUGGCUGAGCCACCCCACUUUGUUUCCCACAUUCGUUCUACGUUAACAUUUUUAAAAGCACAUCCAUUUCCAUCUCAUUCCCUGUUUCCUGAUAGAAAACCUCGCAUAUACAAAAAAAAUGAAGAAGGGUUGUGGGAACUGGUUUGUUCUGACAAGGCCUAACUUGGAACCCAACUUCAGCUACUUUAGGGAAGCACAGCAGUACCAGAAGAACAGCAAGUUGUAAAAGCAUGGUGUGGGUCAUGGAUAGUAGGAUUCCUAUGCUUUUCAAAUAAAAUAUUUCAACAGAAGUAACGUUUCUUCUGCAUUACUUAAGUAGGAACCUCAAUUACUUUGAAGUAAUUGUUUUUUGUUUCAAUGCGUAUCUGUGCUGAUCAGACUGCUAUAAUACAGACAGAUGGCAGUGUUGCAACCCAGAGGCUAGAAGUCACCAUAUGAACAUGGAGUUGAGAAACUCUUUUUCUAUGUAAAGUGAAAGAAAGUUGCUUAUGCUGAAAAUCUACUGCAGCUUCUACAGGAACUUCAUUCAAAAAUAUAUCUUAAGACUAAUAAUUUGAAGAUUCUUUAUUGAAACAAUCAAAGAAGAGCUGAAGAAUGAAGCUCAUUCCACCAAAACUACUGGUUUAACAAUUCCAAAUAUAAAAACAUUAGAAAAUAAUCACUGUGGUGAUAACUUUAUUCCCCACAAAUUACUCUUGUUAACUUAUUCAUUGCACCAAAGAAAUCGCUGAGGAAGACUAGUCAACUUAACUGUUUUUGCACUUCAGAAAAAUUGUACUCUAAUUUACAUAAGUUACUGCAAGAGCAAAACCUACCCACGGGAUUUAGAUGCUGAAAGUCAAAUGAGGUGAUGUUACUAUAAAAAAAAAAAAAAAAAACCCUUCAUUUUUCAGAUCAAAGUUAAUCCUACCCCCAUUAUAGCCAUUAAAUUGACACCCUUUGCAAAAAAACCCAAAGCAAACUAUAGUACUUCUGUGUCUAGCUCUGUAGGGAUUGAAAGAUUUUCUCCAAACACCUUGUUGCAGAGCAAGCUUUCCAAAAGAUGUUGCUUCCACAAGGGGCUCUGGAAACUUCCAGAAAAGCAACUGCACUAAAUCAUGUGAGGGCUGGGGGGAAGAUCUGUACACUGUAGCUUUUGAUGUAUCCAAAGCUUAACUUGUGCCUUACAUAGUCCUGGACACUAUGAACUUGCACUGUAGAGUAAAUAAACUAUAUAUUUUCAUUGAAUCUGUACAACUCCUGCCCUAGGAAAGUUAAAGUUAUUCAAAAGUAAGUGUUGAAAUCAGCACAAAUAUAGUGGGUUUUUUUUUUUUUUUUAAGCUUUGCUCUACCUUUAAAAAUAUAUAACAAGGAAAGUCCAGUUAAUGAUACUACAUGUGUUACCAGUGCCAUGCAAAGGAAAAAAAUGUAUUGGUGAUUCUUUUUAGUGGUAGAAGCAAGAGGCCAUUUAGGCAUGCAGAGGCACUAUUUCUUUCUGAACCGCUUAAAACUCAGUAACUUACUUUAGUCCUCUUACACUCAGGGCCUCACCUGAACAGAAAAAAAAUAGGUGAUGACAAAGUACAAUUCAGUGACUGCUAUAUAUACACACAGGCACCCAUCCCUAACACUGACUGCACCACCGCUGCUUGGCAAUGUUCUUCAUAAAAGUGCUGAAAGAAAAAAAAAAAAGCAAAA
Messenger RNA from Lagopus muta (rock ptarmigan), 2965 nucleotides. It is a transcript of the gene NTAN1, whose product is annotated as N-terminal asparagine amidase. NCBI's taxonomy places the organism in Eukaryota, Metazoa, Chordata, Aves, Galliformes, Phasianidae. Gene Ontology annotation, biological process: ubiquitin-dependent protein catabolic process. Gene Ontology annotation, cellular component: nucleus. Bases 341 to 1450 code for a protein of 369 amino acids. The record is from RefSeq and is a predicted model, not a curated record. The transcript has 11 exons. Gene Ontology annotation, molecular function: protein-N-terminal asparagine amidohydrolase activity.